This is a messenger RNA of Saitoella complicata NRRL Y-17804, 954 nucleotides long. RefSeq lists its product as uncharacterized. The coding region runs from base 272 to 862 and encodes 196 amino acids. The record is from RefSeq and is a predicted model, not a curated record. Lineage: Eukaryota; Fungi; Ascomycota; Saitoellomycetes; Saitoellales; Saitoellaceae. The transcript has a single exon.
GGCACCUCAGUCAUGUCAACUGCCUCUUGCGGAUGUUGAGAAGCUUGCUUCGAUCUCCUGACGUCAGUUGCUGCUCUUUCAGAAUGUGCUAUAAAGUCUGUGGUUUGUUUGCCAAGUCGUCUGUUUCUCUCCAAACCUCAUCUGCUGCACUCUGCUGAUACGAGCCCCAACUCACACCACGUACAACUCUGGUGUUGCAUCCAAUAGCCAUCGGAGAAUUUUCCUACUCGUCCUAUCCGCUUACACCUCAUUCCUCGCUCUCAGCUUCAAUAUGACCACCCGGCGUCGGGUUGCCGCAACCUCUGCCUUACCGCUCAGCCAAGACGAUCGUCGUCUGAAAACGAUCCCGAACUUUGAAGUAUCACUCAACAUUUACGAGGUUGAAAACGCCGUGGCAAUUCAACACUUCGCGCCCAGGAUUAUGGGUCUCGAGCGUGGUGAAUGGGAGGCUUGUGGACAGGUCCUCCUCGAGACUGAGAUGGUGAGGAACACAACGUUUCGCUGCGCGCCGAUCGUCAUCGGCGUCUCCGCACAUGACAAGCUUCCUCACAUAAUGCUCACGCCACCGACCAAGCAGGAGCUCAAGCGUCCAUGGGUUCCGUGCUGGACGGGACAGAAGCGCGUUGAGGGUCUUUUGGGAGUGCCCCACAAGGGUUACAACAGAAAAGACCGGAGGAAUAACGCAUGGACUCCAUUGGGAGUGAAGAAAACUUCAACAGCGGCAAGCCCUACUGUUACUAAGGUUACGAAAGUCCCACCCACGAAGCCAACGAUCACCGGUCGUGAUUAUAAGCUGAGGUUUCAGAAGAAGAUUGAGGAGAAUCUGAAGAAGGGUGUCGCAAAGUUACAACUUGCAGACUAAGCAUAUAUUUUCGAAAUAGCUCGGCUUCUUCUUGUAUUAUAAUUGACAAUCGUUGCUCGGGUGUCUACGUUGCAGGGCCCAUGCGUUCGCAA